This is a messenger RNA of Suillus clintonianus, 641 nucleotides long. RefSeq names its product WD40-repeat-containing domain protein. The coding region runs from base 1 to 615 and encodes 204 amino acids. The record is from RefSeq and is a predicted model, not a curated record. The transcript has 2 exons. Gene Ontology annotation, molecular function: protein binding. Lineage: Eukaryota; Fungi; Basidiomycota; Agaricomycetes; Boletales; Suillaceae.
AUGAAGGUCCCCUUUUCUUUGGUGGUCCCAGAACAGAUGCUCGAGCUCGCUGUGCGUGACAGCGAGCUCGAAGGUUCGGGCGAUGGCCGUGUGCCGGCAGCAUUCAAAUGCAUGUCACCAAUACUGCCUGUCGUGUCCGGUUCAAGUGACACGACGAUCCAGGUGUGGGAGAUGGCAACUGGCGAGGCAGUGGGUGCCCCUUUCCGAGGGCACACUGAUUCUGUUUUUUCUGUUGCAAUCUCGCCCGAUGGCAAACACAUAGUGUCUGGGUCAUCCGACAACACCAUCCGGGUAUGGGAUAUAGAAUUUCUCAACCGGAACCACCCUUCCACACCUGCAAUGUGUUUUUCACCUAACUCAACCCACGCUCUUCAUUCCGCCUCCUCCUUUCUCGAAGAAACACUAUCCCCUUAUGGUCCGAACGAGGAGGGAUGGGUUGUAGGUCCCGAAGGACGGCUUCUUCUCUGGAUUCCACUCAAUUUCCAUCCGGUGAUGUAUGCCCCAGGCAACACGCUGGUGAUACCCAACAACGCCUUGCAGUUGGACUUAAGUUGCCUUGCACACGGCACGUCUUGGCAUGAGUGUCGGACACAGGACGUAGCGUCAUCUUCGUGAUAAAGAUCUGUCAGUCACUCCAUGGG